Messenger RNA from Oncorhynchus masou masou (cherry salmon), 3466 nucleotides. RefSeq names its product squalene monooxygenase-like. Gene Ontology annotation, cellular component: membrane; endoplasmic reticulum. Gene Ontology annotation, biological process: sterol biosynthetic process; cholesterol metabolic process. Gene Ontology annotation, molecular function: flavin adenine dinucleotide binding; squalene monooxygenase activity. The record is from RefSeq and is a predicted model, not a curated record. The transcript has 12 exons. Bases 687 to 2453 code for a protein of 588 amino acids. Lineage: Eukaryota; Metazoa; Chordata; Actinopteri; Salmoniformes; Salmonidae.
UCAUAAGCAACAAUUAAAUAUAGUCUUUUCCCCCAUGUUCUAUAAGAACUUCCCCUUGAUCUGCCACUAACUUUCGCGUAUCGCCAUCGCCAGGCAAUGUUUGCAAACACAGAAACCUGUCCAUAAGACACCUUUCCAGUGACAUCACAUCAUACUAUCCUCUCUCAGCCAGCGCUCCAACCAGCAGCCGAGGAUUGGCCAAUGGCCAGAUAGCGUGAGCUCUGCUCACCGAUGUGCUGUUCCUGAUUGGACGGUUCAGAUACAGAGAGGGCGGGACACCAAACCUGCGAACCAGAAGUUCCUACCUAUCUCAUUAUCAUAUAAUAUUUAGCAUCCUCUGAAACCAUCUGAAAUGUCUGGUGGAAUAAUUGUAAUGGUUUUGAAUACUUUUCUUUUUGAUUAACGGAUAUAUUUGAAAUAUUACUAGGCCUACGAUCUGCUAAAGCAACUGAAAUAGGAUGCUCAAUUGUCUACGCCAGUAGAUGGAAUAUUUGCUAUUUUUGAAAUAACUGUUGAACUGUGAUAAUAUUUUAUUGCGUACUUUAUUCUAUUCCAUGAUCUCGGCUACUUUUUGUUUUUGCAAUUUAGUUUCAGGUUAUAUGUUAGGAAACAUUCUGAGCAGUGGUAAUUUAUUGAAUGAGUUAGCCUAUUCAUUUCAAGUAGCCUAGUUUAAUAAUAUAACAAAUAUGUGGACUUUUCUUGGAAUUGCAAGUUUCACCUACAUUUAUAAGAAAUGCGACGCAGUUUUGGAGUAUGCUCACAAAGAGAUAAUCCUGGCGGCUGUAGUGUUCUUGGCAGUGGGAAUGCUGCUAUCCUAUGUCAGGUACCACGGACAUACAUGCAAGGUACCCCAAAUUCUACAAUUACCGCUGGAACUUUUAUUAUCCCUACCGGUCAUCAAUACAUUUAUACCGAAACCCUCAGCUGUCAGGCACAGGAGUGGAGAGAGCGCGUCAACGAAGGGAGGUGGCAGGAGGAAAAGAGUGUGUUCCUCAGCCAUGGAGAGCCCCCCAGCAACAGGGGACUCUCCUGCAUCUCAGGAGCCGGAUGUGAUCAUAGUAGGGGCGGGAGUCCUGGGGUCGGCCAUGGCUGUAGUGCUGGCCCGGGACGGCCGGAGGGUCACUGUGAUAGAGAGGGACCUGAAGGAGCCUGACAGGAUAGUGGGAGAGCUGCUGCAGCCUGGUGGAUACAGGGCCCUGCGAGAACUGGGAAUGGAGGAUUCAGUGGAGGGGCUGGAUGCCCACGUGGUGAACGGCUAUGUGAUUCAUGACAUCGAGAGCAGCACAGAGGUGGAGAUCCCAUAUCCCCAGGCAGACAGCAGUAUCCAGUGUGGCAGGGCCUUUCACCACGGACGCUUUAUCAUGGGCCUGCGCAGAGCCGCCCUCGCUGAGCCAAAUGUUACGCUCAUAGAAGGCACCGUGUCCAGCCUGGAGGAAGAGGAUGGCUGUGUGACAGGAGUGCAGUACAGGGACAAGGAGACAGGAGACACAAAGGAGGUCCAUGCAGCAGUAACUGUAGUAGCUGACGGCUGUUUCUCAAAGUUCAGGAAGAGCCUGGUAGCUGGGAAGGCCCAGACCUCCUCUCACUUUGUUGGAUGUAUCAUGAAGAACUCUCCCCAGUUUAAGCCCCACCAUGCUGAGCUGGUCCUGGCUAACCCCAGCCCUGUCCUCAUCUACCAGAUCUCCUCCUCAGACACCAGGGUGCUGGUGGACAUCAGGGGAGAGAUGCCCAGGAACCUUACCGAGUACAUGGCUGAGAAAAUACACCCACAACUACCAGGCUACCCUGCUGUAUGGAGGGAUGGAAGGAUGGCCUCGGGCCUCGUGAGACUUAAGGAACACCUAAAGGAGCCGUUCAUGGUGGCUCUGCAGAACGACCGGCUGAGGUCUAUGCCAGCAAGCUUCCUGCCUCCGUCUCCAGUCAACAAGCCAGGUGUGCUCCUGCUGGGUGACGCCUACAACAUGAGACACCCUCUGACCGGAGGAGGGAUGAGUGUGGCCCUCAACGACGUCCUGAUCUGGAGGAGCCUGAUGAAGAACAUCCCUGACCUGUACGACAACACAGCCAUGCUCCAGGCAAAGAAAAAAUUCCACUGGGAACGCAAGUCAUCACAUUCCUUUGUGGUGAAUGUGUUGGCUCAAGCCCUGUACGAGUUGUUUGCUGCAACAGACAAUUCUCUCCACCAGCUGAGAAAGGCAUGCUUCCUUUACUUCAAGCUGGGUGGGGAGUGUGUCAACGGUCCCAUUGGUCUUCUCUCAGUGUUGACGCCCCAUCCGAUGACUCUGAUUGGACACUUCUUUGCCGUGGCCUUGUAUGCCAUCUACUACAACUUCAAGUCUGAGUCGUGGUUCACCAAACCCCGAGCCUUAUUCACGAGUGGAGCUAUCCUGUACCGCGCCUGUACCGUCAUGUUUCCCCUCAUCUACUCUGAGUUCAAGUACCUGGUGUACUGAGCAGUGAUCUAAUCUGAGCCCUAACUCAGUGGAACGCACACCAGCCUUAGACAACAGGGUCGUAUUCAUUAGUGCACAAACGUAGCAAAACAUUUUGCAAUGGAAUACGAAGAUGUUCAGGUUUGCCCCUACCCUCUUUCUGCCUGUUUUCUUCCAAUUAGUUUCUUGUGAAUACAUUUACUGAGCAGUGCCAUCACUGACCCCUGGUGGAGAACACACACACCACCAGCCUUAUGGUGACAUGACAUACAAACAGUACAGUGACCUAAAGAUACACUAAGAAAGUGUAGUUAACUGUCAAGUCAAUUUGGCUGUAUGUAUGAUUUAUAUGAAACCACUUAGUUUUAGGCCAACAAUUCUGCUUUUUUGUUGGAUGUGGGGAGGCAUGCCACUUUCUGUCCAAUGAUGUAAUUUCUGGACAAUGUUUCUGUCCAUUUACGCCAGGGAUCCCUUUUGUCUCAAGCACACCCCUAGAGGCAAAAGUUCUGUAUAGCCUCUUUAAUAUUACACCAUCCUAUCUUCACUGUCAACAGGGAUCUUGUACAGGUCUCUAAAGUGACCAUUAUUCAGUGCUGAAGCCUUUGACCUUGAUCAUGUCUUUAUCUCUGCCCAAUGAUAAGACGUCUUCUGAGGACGAGGUCUAAAUUGACGAUGACAAUUUUUUAGUAACGCCUUGUAUAUUCAGAAUUUACAUCACAACCAUGCAUUUACGUAGUGUAACAGACAAUGCGUAAGAGGUUUGCGUUAGCAACUCUUAAUUGCAAAUAACCAGCAGGACUGACGACAGGUGUCUGUUUAACCACUUUGCUGCUAAUUGAACAUAAGGACAAAACAUGUCCUUCCUGCUUGUGUUCUUCUCUCCAUGCCAAUGGCUCAAAACACAGUUGGCUCUUUGUCUACCCUUAUUCCAAACGAAUCCUUAUUUUGUUCUGAAAAAGCAUGUUCCUUGUGCAUUAUUUUAACUGUACAUGUACAAUCAAAUAAUUAUGUAUUAAACUGUUUGAUUGGUUCAA